Mugil cephalus (flathead mullet) is the source of this 3035-nucleotide messenger RNA. RefSeq names its product immunoglobin superfamily, member 21a (gene igsf21a). Bases 290 to 1789 code for a protein of 499 amino acids. Gene Ontology annotation, biological process: heterophilic cell-cell adhesion; homophilic cell-cell adhesion. The record is from RefSeq and is a predicted model, not a curated record. NCBI's taxonomy places the organism in Eukaryota, Metazoa, Chordata, Actinopteri, Mugiliformes, Mugilidae. Gene Ontology annotation, cellular component: adherens junction. The transcript has 10 exons.
GAGAGAGAGAAAGAGAGAGGGGGUAGAGAGAGGAACACAUUUUCAUCCAGACCUCUGUUUUUUCCACAGCCUAUCUCCGCUCCGUGGCUCGGCGCUACUCCCUAUUGUUUAAACUGUUCUCUGAGCGCAUCUAGUGAGUCAUUUUGUCUUUUUUCGCGUUUUGAUCUGAUGCUCGGUUUCCGGCGCUCUGAAUGCUGCAUCCAUUGUCAACUUCUCCCGAUUUCUCCACUUAAGACUUGCGCUGCAUCAUGAAUAGUUUGGGGGCACCUUUCAAUCGCAUACCUCUGGAAUGGUGGGGAUUACACAGCCGAGACCCGGAGAGCAUGUAAACGCAGAUGGAGUUUGGGAUUUAUUGCAAAAUAAGGGAAAGAUGACCGCCUUCUCAUUGUGCUUGCUCUUGUGCGCGGAUCUACUGGAUUUAGCCGUCGGAUAUUUGACAGUCACCAUAGAACCUCUGCCUCCUGUCGUCGUGGGCGAAACCGUCACUCUCAAGUGUAACUUCAAAACCGACGGAAGGCUUCGAGAGAUUGUUUGGUACAAGGUCACAGAAGGAGGUACCAUCAAGCAGAAAAUAUUCACCUACGAUGCAAUGUUUAAUACAAAUUACUCUCACAUGGAGGAUUACCGCAGACGUGAAGACCUUGUCUAUCAAUCAACUGUCCGGCUGCCAGAGGUGCGGAUCUCAGACAACGGGCCUUACGAAUGCCACGUGGGCAUCUAUGACCGGGCAACGAGGGAGAAGGUUGUCCUGGCUUCAGGGAAUGUUUUUCUUACGGUUAUGUCGCCUCCAAACAACAUUUCAGUGGUGGCAGAGAACACUCCGGCCCCUUUCAGUCGAUACCAAGCCCAGAAUCUCACUCUUGUCUGCACUGCAAAGGGAGGGAAACCAGCCCCAUCGGUGUACUUUAAGCGCGAUGGCGAGUUGAUAGAGGUGAUCUCUUACACGCAACCCUCCGGCAACGAGCAGGGCGGCGGCUCGGCGGGGGUGAGAGGAGCCAGACCCCUCAUCAGCAGGGACCUCGAUGACACUAAGCUCCAGCGGUCCCUCUCCCUCCUGGACCCCGAAGGGCGGCCGGCCCACCUGUACACGGAGAGCCCCCAGCGUGUCCACACUCAGGGCCAACAGGCCUACGAGCCCAGCCCCGCAACGGAGGUCAUCCCAGAGACAGUGGUGAGCAGGGAGUUCCCCCGCUGGGUACACAGCACGGACCCCCUCUACUACUUCAGUCACACUCACAUCCCGCAGAGCGACGGCUCUGUGGUGGUGCAGGCCCGACUCACCUGGACCCUCAACCCUCAACUUGAUAAUGACGCCCUAUUCAGCUGUGAAGUCAAGCACCCGGCACUGUCCAUGCCCAUGCAGACAGAGGUCACUCUAUCUGCUCCUAAGGGUCCUAAGCUCUUUAUGACUCCCAGUAGGGCAAAGGUAGGGGACACAGUGCGCAUCACUGUGCAAGGGUUCCAGGUAAGACCGCCUGUGAAUGAGGUUUUCCCGGAGCCGCUCUUCACCUGGACGCGGGUGGGGGGUCGCCUGUUGGAUGGCAGCGCUGAGCGAGAGGGGAAGGAGCUGAUUCUGGAGAGAGUGCCAGCCGAGCUUAACGGAUCCAUGUAUCGCUGCACGGCCCAGAAUCCUCUGGGCUCCACAGAUACACACACUCGCCUCAUAGUCUUUGAAAAUCCAAGCAUGAUGAAAAACACACAGAGUCAGAACAAUGAAGCCUCCCGCACGGACGUGCUCGGACUGACGUGGAUGGCACUUGUCCUCACAGUGACAGUGGAACUGACGUGAAACCUCUCAUCCAAGACACUCUCACUCGCACAUAUACUCGCCCUCCUUGCUCAACAUCCACACACACACACACACACACACACACACACACACACACACACACACACCUACCUUACACAGUCCCUCAAGCCUUCUCCCGUCAUCAACAGACCCUUCAUACGUCAGUCAAUCAGGAAACAGUGCCAGCACACGAUGGCGCUUCACUGUUUUUGUAACAAAAUAAUAACCGAGAUAAUGAUAUCAAAAAAAACAAAACAACAACAACAACGUGAUGGACAGUAACCAACCCGUAUAUAGCCCUGCCCAGCUACACCUUUUUUUUUUUUCGUUUCUUGUCCCUCGUCUGCCUGUUGAUCAAUAAAAUCGGUUGAUUUGAAACGGAAAAGAAAAAAGCAGUUGGAUUUUAUUUCGAUGAGUCAAAAUGUCAUUGGUGUUGACUGAAAUGUGAAAAAGUGAAACUGGCUUAGACUGUGACACCCUUUCGACCCGUCUGUGUAACAUGUCCUGGGAUGCAACCGAUUAGCAACGCGCUGACAAACUACGGGAGAACAAAUACGGAUGCUCCAAGAGAACCUGCUUUUUUUUAGAAAACAAAAAAAAAUUACUGCACCAGUUUCUUUUUUUUUUCCUGAUGGCUUGGAAUGUACAAGAGGAUUUAAAUGCAGAGAAACUAGAAAAAAAAAUCUCAUUUUUGAGUGUAUUUUGUGUACAUCAGUGUAAAUACUGAAAAAUAAUUAAAGACGUUAUAUGGGUUGUGGUGAGGGAUGGUUGCGGAGUUAGUUGGAGUUUACACUUCUUCACCCUUGUUUGUACUUCAUACAACACUGUUUUCAGAGAAUAUUCUUGGACAGAAACACCCUUUCUGAUUGGAUUUGAGCUUUUUAGAUCUCUACAACAGGUCUCCAAGGACAGAGUGAAAAAAAAAACAAAAAAAAAUCCAACAUAUGUCUGCUGUUUUGGGGGUUGUGGUGCAUGUGACGUUUGAAGAUUCUUUCUCUUUUGGUGUGUUGCAAUUGACAGCACUGCAACUCAUUGUCACUGGCCUGUAAUCCAGUUAUUUACUUGUGACAUACUAUCUUAAGUGACCUACAUUGUGUACUCUUACCCAGACAUUUACGGUACUAGUAGGAUCAUCAGUUUUAGCCGCCAUUCCAGGGAGGAGCUCACCUGAGGCAGCUUGUGUAAACAGGGUUGUUGCAUUUGUUUCAUUUCACCUGUAUUAAAAUGGAGAGAUGAUAAAACCUCA